ACUGCCUACCUCUCUCAAUAGCUUACCUGAGACCCAAACGAUCCUUUACUCAAAGCUGGGAUACUAUUCUGGUCGUCGUAUUAUAACCGCUUCUCUUUUUGUGUAUCUGGAUAUUUCACUGAUUAGAAGAAGCAAAUGCACGAAUCCAAACACCCCUUGUUCAGUUUACAUUUUUGAGUUCGAGAGGCCAGGUUUCCGAGAGGAGAACGACUUGGCAACUCGGGCUGAAAAGAUGUCUGUUGAAUAGACAGGAAGCAAUGUUUAAACUUUGCUCAAUUCUCUGGACAGCUGUUAGAAAUCAACGUUUACUCUCCCAUCCCUCUCCACAUAUGGAUCUCAGGAGAAAACGGGCCGUGACUGGCCGCUUUGUGCAAGACCAAUGGGCACAUCUGAGGACUGACCUACCCACCUUUUUAGGGCAUGUGUUGACUUCAUGUGUCAGUUAGGGGAAUGGACACAAGUCCUGUCAGGAAUUGCAGCAGAUGAAAUGGAAAAUGAUUAAUAACUGAUACUUUUAUAACGUUUUCGUCUUCCUCAUCUAGCCUAUUUUUUUAAUGUAAUUUUCUCAUAUCCAGAUUACACUUCAAAUCCAGAUUUAAAAAAACUUUCAAUACCAUAAUAGGUUUUUAGUAACCAAAUCUUACGAAAUCUUAUUGCCUAGAUUAGAAAGCAGCUUGAAAGACGAUGCAGCCACGAUAUAACUGUGGACAGUCGCCAUGGUUACAUUUCUGACAACAGAAUGCUAGACAGUGAAGCUGGCUACUUGAGUUAGCUAGGCAGGUUUCUCAUAAACUCAUUACAAUUGUAGACUAGCUCGCUAAUACUUUUUUUUGCAUUGGCAUUCUACCAUUGAAAACAUGAGUACAUUGGAUAUCUCUGUGGAAGAGGAACCAUCUGGAAAGUGUUUGCUGCAUAAUUGGGUAGAGGAGAGGGCCACAGCUGCUCUGGACACGGAACAUUCCAGAUCUCAGAUCCACAAACAUGGACACAGAGGGAUUCUCAGCGUGGACCUGUCGUCAAGAGUCGAAGGAGACACCACAGUGAAAACAGACUUCACCCCUCCCAAGAGCACAGGGGUGAGACUGAGGGGCAUAAGAGGUGAACUUUUGGAAAAACAGCUCUACAAGGAAAUAAGUAAGCAGACGCUCACGGAGUUCCACCCGCAGUCUACGAAAACAGAGUUCUGCUCGACCACUCAGAAAGACUUCCACAUGGAGGGCUUCCGGUCUCACCUUCCAAAGCCCACAGGGGAGCAUGAUUACAAAAGAGACCAGGCAAUUUCCUUUUGGAAUGAGAAUCAUUCACGAGUACAGGGAGUGACUCCAGUGAGGACCAGAGACUCUCCAUUCAAGAAGAACUCCAGUUUCAGCACCCCUACCAUUCAUCAGCUCCACCCUCCUGGGUUGGACGCAAGCGACUACUAACCCAGCUUUGUAGACACGUCACACAACUGACUAACUGUGAUAUGUAAAUGAUAUUUUCCCUCUGUGAU
Osmerus eperlanus (European smelt) is the source of this 1492-nucleotide messenger RNA. RefSeq names its product sperm associated antigen 8 (gene spag8). Gene Ontology annotation, biological process: positive regulation of transcription by RNA polymerase II. Gene Ontology annotation, cellular component: nucleus; cytoplasm. Gene Ontology annotation, molecular function: microtubule binding. Bases 858 to 1424 code for a protein of 188 amino acids. NCBI's taxonomy places the organism in Eukaryota, Metazoa, Chordata, Actinopteri, Osmeriformes, Osmeridae. The transcript is spliced from 6 exons. The record is from RefSeq and is a predicted model, not a curated record.